UGUACUUGUUCCUAGUUGCAAAUUGUAACUGAUGUCAGAGGCAACAACCGAACCAAAUCAAACUACUAAUUCCACCAUUAUAUUCUUCACAAGAUGGAGCGGUUUAACAAACAUCAUUUCCCAUUCCAUACAUAUUCACCUUCUUUCUCACACCUCUCUUUCCACAUCUCUCUCUAAUGGGAAACCAUUUCUCAUUUCAUGCUACCAUCAAAAUCAUUCACUAUGACGGUUCACUUCAAGAGCUUGAUCAACCAAUAACAGCAGCCGAACUCAUGUUAGAGCAUCCAAAACAUGUUGUUGUCGAGUUUCACUCAGCAUUGAAUCAGAAAAAACCAACACCGUUGCCGGCCGACAAGAAUCUUGAGAUGAACAAGAAAUAUGUUAUGGUUCCGAUGAAGCCAGGGAAGCCGGUUGGACUAAAGGCGGAAGAUUGUCGUAGGAUUCUUUCGGUUGUUAAUUCGUCUAUUGAUUCUAGUAAUUAUCUUAUGUGCUCUCAAGGGUUUGUUCCUUGGCUUGUAAGGUUUUUGAAGAAAAGGAAUGAGGCUAUUGGAGAGGUUGAGAAAAGUUUGGAGAUGAAUGGAGAAGAGAGGUUUGAGUUUUGUGAGUUUUUGCCGGAGAUGAUGGAAGAGAGAGGAGAGUAUUUGAAUUUGAGUAGGCAGUUGUCAGGGAAAGGGUGGAAGCCUAGUUUGGAUACUAUUAAGGAAAAGAAGGUUAAGAAAAAGGUGUCUGGUUGGUUAUUUCUUAGAAGUUUUGUUGCUGCAAAGAUUUGAAGAUUAAUAUGGUUAAAUUAAUGAAAAUGUUGUUUAAGUUAUUUUGAGUCAUGUAAUAUUGUCAAUGUACUUAUUUCUCAUCUCACAUUUUCUAGUUCUAUUCUCUUUUGUCUUCUCUUUUUUUUGGUUACUUUUCUAUGUGAAUCUCUCUAUUGAGCCACAACUUAAAAUUUAAUGACU
Vicia villosa (hairy vetch) is the source of this 950-nucleotide messenger RNA. RefSeq lists its product as uncharacterized. The coding region runs from base 177 to 770 and encodes 197 amino acids. The record is from RefSeq and is a predicted model, not a curated record. NCBI's taxonomy places the organism in Eukaryota, Viridiplantae, Streptophyta, Magnoliopsida, Fabales, Fabaceae. The transcript has a single exon.